Cuscuta europaea is the source of this 2034-nucleotide messenger RNA. Lineage: Eukaryota; Viridiplantae; Streptophyta; Magnoliopsida; Solanales; Convolvulaceae. The record is from the annotation of a GenBank genome assembly.
GGAAGAUUCUAGGAUUACUGGGUAGUACUUGCAGCCCUAAUUCGGCAUUUCUUCUCGUUUUCAUGAAAGGCAUGGAGCAUUGGAGCUCUUUGUAUUUUUGAAUUCCAGUCCCACCACAUUUUCUGGGUUAGCUUUUCUUCUGUGACUCUCUAUUAUUGUUAUAGCGCUCUCUGUAUUUUGAAUUCCAAUCCCACCAUAUUUUCUGGAUUAGCUGUUCUUCUGUGACUCUCUAUUAUUGUUAUAGAGCUCUCCAUAUUUUUGAAUUCCAGUCCCAUCAUAUUUUCUGGGUUAGCUGUUCUUCUGUGACUCUCUAUUAUUGUUAUAGAGGUCUCUUUAUUUUUGAAUUCAAGUCCCACCACAUUUUCUGGGUUAACUUUUCUUCUGGAUAGAUUCCUAGCUAAUCAUAAUUGUUUGGGGGCAAACAAGAGACUCCUGGGAAGUUCAGGGAAAGAGUGGCAUAAAUGAAAUUAACCGAAAUAGGAGGCUGAUAUGCAUCUUUAGUUUAAUAGUCAUCUGAGUUUCUAAUCUAUAGAAUCCUACAGCCAUGGAUCUCCCAAAACCAAAGAGGAGAAGUAACCGCCUCCUCUUAAAGCAGAAGAAAGAAGUAGCUGAAGAUGAGCCCAAGAAUGGAUUUGGUUGUUUGCCGCCAGAAAUCGCCAAGGACAUUCUCUCGAGGCUUCCCAAUGUCAAAUCUAUUUUCCAGUUCAGGUCUGUUUGUCGUUCCUGGGAACUCUGGUCUCAUGAUUCCCAUGUUUUUCGGAUGCACUUCUCUCGGAGCAGUAGUACACGGCCGAAACUCCUCUAUUUCUAUUCAUUACUUGAAAAUGAACUCCACUUUGUCGAAUUCUCCGAUAUUAAUGAAAAAGGAUUGAUUGCAAGUAAAAUUGAAAAUGCAUUUGUCGAUCUCACACCAAGAUCAUUUUCGGUGCUGGGCUCAUUCAAUGGCAUCAUGUUUUUAAGAGAUGUAUGUAAUUUUAAGUGGAAAUGCCUAUAUAAUUCUUUCACAAGGGACUAUAAACUUGUACCUGAGGUGGACUCUGAAUAUUACCGGUUAUCUUAUUCAUAUUGGGUUGCAUGCCAUCCAGUUACCCAGGAGUACAAAGUAUUUGCUAUGCGCACUGUUUUAGGUUUGACUGAACUUAGGUCAAUAGCCUAUGUAUAUAGUUUGAGUAGAAAUGAGUGGACAAGAUUAGGAGAGUUUCCUUUUAAAGUAGAAGAUCGGUCAAGAAAUCAAGGAGUUUUGGUCAAUGGGAGACUCCACUGUGUGACUGUGAAAAACGAAGGGAAAUUGUCUCUUCUUCCUAAUAUAACAUCGAUUGACAUCAUGAAUUAUUCUGUCAAGGAGGUUCCAAUGCCUGCGGAGGUUAUAUUUCGAAAUAGUAAGAGAUCUCAACUUGUUGUUUUAGGGGGAUGUUUGUCGGUUGGCGUAAGAAGAGUUGAUUCAAGGGUGCAUAUUUGGGUGAUGAAAACAUACGGAAUGGAAUCAUCUUGGGUGAAGCAGUAUGUUUUUGGGAGCGAAUUUCUUAAGUUUGAUCGCAAUUGGAGGAGCCAUGGGGACGAAAUGUUACGGAUUGUAUGCCUUCUUAACAAUGAGGAAAUCUUGCUAGCUUACGAUGAACGCGAGCAAGGAACUUUGAUUGCGUACAAUUUUGUUACUAAAGGUUAUAAGACUCUCACUUUUGGGGGAACGCUGCCAACAACGUCAUGUCGUGCAAUAUUUGAUUCAUGCUGCUGGUCAGCUUAAGGCAAAGCAUAUUCAAUCUAUUUCCAGCUAUCUACAUUCAACCAUGGUGAAUUUUCCAAAGUCUAAGAAAUAAGAGCUUUUACAUUCUAAGUUACCAAGGCCGAUCACUUCUUGCACUUUUACUUUCUUCCUGUUACUUGGAUUUAGGUGUAGCCUAAAGUGCAGUUACGCCGUUUUGCUUAUGACACUUAUUAUGAUCUCCAUUUCUGAAUUCCAUGAUCUGAAUAUAUGUGUGAUAACUUUCUUCAACAGUUAUUUAUAUAUGCUCUUCUGCAUUAUCUCAUUGCAUA